Messenger RNA from Ambispora gerdemannii, 567 nucleotides. Lineage: Eukaryota; Fungi; Glomeromycota; Glomeromycetes; Archaeosporales; Ambisporaceae. The record is from the annotation of a GenBank genome assembly.
AUGAAUAAAAAAGAAUAUUCUCCCUGCUACCACUGCAAAGAAGGAAAUAUUGGGGUUUAUUAUCCUAACAAUUAUGAUGAUAACUCUAUUCAUGGCAUUCGAGCAGUUUGCCAAAAGCUAGAUUGUCAACAAAAAGAAAAAGAACUAUACGAAGCCGAGGAGAGAAAAUUUAAUGACAAAAUAAGCAAAGACCAAGGGCAAAAAGAAAGUUACAAAAACACUAAAAAGCAAGCCGAAGAGAAAUUAAAUAAUCUUCAACAGCAAAGGAUUAAUGAAGCCUUUACUUGUCGUGGUACCUGUGCAACUAUUGAAAAGAUAAUGAAAGAUCAAGAAGUAGACAUUAAUUCCCUAAGCUUACCAGAAGCAGAUAAAGUUCCUUUACGAGCCGGCCAAAUGAUAAUGAAGGGCGAAACAGUAAAUGUUGAUGAUUUGACUAUUGAUGAAGAAGAUAAGGAGGUUUUGCGAGAAUUACAAAAACAAAAGUCACCACAAAAAAAUAAUUCUUCUAACUAUACUUACGAGUGCCAGGAUUGUGGUCUUAAAGGAUGGAAAACUCCAUGGUGGUGA